Messenger RNA from Solenopsis invicta (red fire ant), 571 nucleotides. RefSeq lists its product as uncharacterized. The record is from RefSeq and is a predicted model, not a curated record. The transcript is spliced from 2 exons. Lineage: Eukaryota; Metazoa; Arthropoda; Insecta; Hymenoptera; Formicidae. The coding region runs from base 155 to 532 and encodes 125 amino acids.
CCUAAAUUAACUAGAUUAAAGAGACGGUGGAGAGGGAAGAAUAUCGCGAGGGCAACGAUCCUCCUGUCUCAUUGGUCGAUCGUAAAAAGACUUCAGAAUCUCUUCACCAUCGAGAUUAUUUAAAUUCCAGAUCAACGACGAGACAAGAGACAGGAUGGAAAAUUAUUCGACCUCAACUUCGGAGCAUCAAGAAACGUACGACAUGUGUCCCAAGACUAAAACUGCUCGAAACGCGUCGCCAAACGUGCGAGAGCGUGAGGCGGUGUCGUACCUGAAACGAAAAGGAAUUUACGACAUCGUCGAUUUCCUACUCGGCGAGCUUCUAGUGCGCCGACCCUACGAUCCUUAUGAAUAUAUGACCCAACUACUAGACAGACGCAUCUUAGCUCGCGAUGGCCUCGUUGAUUCCUCUCCUCCUUUCUGCUCUCGGGACAUAAUAAAACAGGCAAGGCAAGCAGAGCUGCCUACGGCUAUGGAAUUGUCCGAUGAGGGACAAACAAGGAAAUUUCUAAUGAAAAAACGCUACUUGUAAAACCCCUGUUUUAAAAAUAUAUAAAUAAAACAUAGAAUU